AGCUGCUUCAAACCCCUUCUCUCUUCUUCUGCAGGAGCAGAGUUCAAGCAUGGUUUUUUCUCUGUAACAUCUCAAACUUCUUAAUCUCUUUCACCAUUUUCUCAAUGUGUUCUCACAGGGCUCUUUCGAGAUUCCUCACCUCUCUCCCUUUAAACAAUGAACAUCUUCAACUCGCUCAUAACAUAACCCAAAACCUUCUCAACUCCACCCAUUUCAAACCUCACUCUGCGAUCCCAUGCAUCGCACCUCACGUCACUUACUAUGUCCUCUCCGACCCAUCUCUUCCUCCUCGCUCAUGCUUAUCCUUCUUCAACUUCCUCACAGCACAAAACCCCCAAAAACCAGACCUCAAAGCUCACCUGAUCCUCCUCUAUAGGCUCUUUUCAGCCAAAAAAUUUGCAUCAAUGAGACCCCUUUUGGAUUCCCUUGUCACCAAUGUGGAAAUCAAACACCCUGUUCGUGGGUUUGUUUCUCUAGUUGAUGAAUGUGAAUCUCAAUUUGGAAGUGAAAGUGAAAGUGGGAGUGAAUCAAAUUUUGUGGAGAAACUAUGUGACAUGUUGUUCAGGGUGUGUGCUGAUAACAGGAUGUUUAGAGAGGCAAUUGAGGUGUUUGAUUAUGUAAUGGCAAAGGGGUUGGUGAUAGAGGGUAGGUCUUGCUUUGUGCUUUUGCUUGCUUUGAAGAGAUGUAAAGAGGUGGAGUUCUGUGUGAGGUUCUUUCAUCGGAUGGUGGAGUGUGGCCGCGUUGAUAUUGGGGUUCAGUCUUUGACUCUUGUGGUUGAUGUGUUGUGUAAAAGAGGAGAUAUCGAGAGGGGUAAGAAGUUGAUGAAGGAGAUGGCUGAGAGAGACAUUGUGAAGCCGACGGUUUUUACUUAUAAUACAUUGUUGAAUGCUUGUGUUGUGAGGAAGGAUAGAAAAGGGGUUGAGGAGAUACUGGGGUUUAUGGAGAGUGAGGGAGUGCUGCCUUGUUUGAUUACGUAUACUAUUUUGAUUGAGUGGUAUGCGAGUUCCGGGAGAAUUGGGGAGGCUGAGAAGGUGUUUGAGGAAAUGCGUGAGAGGAACAUGCAGAUGGAUGUUUAUGUCUACACGUCGAUGAUAAGUUGGAAUUGUAGGGCGGGAAAUGUUAGAAGGGCGUCGGCUUUGUUUGAUGAGAUGAUUUGGAAAGGCAUUGUUCCGAAUACUCAUACUUUCGGGGCGAUGAUUAGCGGAAUGUGCAAGGCGGGGCAAAUGGAAGCUGCAGAAAUCUUGUUGGAAGAGAUGCAGAUUAAGGGGGUUGAUCUGAAUGUGGUGAUAUUUAACAUGAUGAUGGAUGGUUAUUGUAAAAGAGGGAUGAUGGAUGAAGCUUUCAGGCUGCAAGUUAUCAUGGAAAGGAAAGGAUUUGAAGCUGAUGUGUUUACAUACAGCACUCUUGCUAGUGGGCUAUGUAAAUUGCAUAGGUAUGAAGAAGCCAAGAGGACCCUAAAUUUGAUGGUGGAGAAAGGAGUGGCUCCGAACGUUGUGACUUGCACUACUUUAAUUGAGAUAUAUUGUAAGGAAGGAAAUCUUGCAGAAGCUGAGAGGAUCUUAGGGAAUAUGGAUAAAGAGGGAAUGGUGCCUAAUAUUGUUACAUAUAAUACUCUAAUAGAUGCAUAUAGCAAGAAAGAAAAAAUAAAGCAAGCUCAUGUGUUGAAAUCUGAAAUGAUAGGGAAGGGAAUAGUGCCAGAUGUAUUUACAUACACAUCACUGAUACAUGGGGAAUGUAUAGUUAACAGGGUAGACGAGGCUCUGAAGCUUUUCAGUGAAAUGUUGGUAAAGGGCAUAAAAGGAAGCGUAAAGACAUAUACAGCAAUUAUUUAUGGUUUAUCCAAGGAAGGGAGAGCAGAUGAAGCUUUUGAGUUUUAUGAUGAGAUGAUGAGAAUGGGUCUAGCACCUGAUGAUAGAGUUUUUGCUGCACUUGUUGGUAGUCUGCAUAAAGUCAGUUUUCCCGCGAAACAAAAUGAGUGGUGCACGGAAAAUAGACUCUCCUGAUGCCUCGAGCUGGCAAACUCUAGUUUGUCAAUUUCACGUGUGGAGGUGGCUCAUACAUUAUGAUUUUGUUCUUGAAGCCCAAGCCAAACCCUGCAUGAAAGAAAAAACAUCUUCCACAACACAAUACCAAAUUAGAGCUUCUGGUACACUGUACAAAUAUUCUAGUGUUGGGUAAUACAUACAAACCUCCUUCCUUUAUCUGUUGAUGAUUAUACAUACCCUAUGUUGGUGAUUAGAAGUGGGAGUUGGUCAGAUCUGUUCAAAGUAGUAACCAGAGUGGUUCGUGAUGAAUUCCUUUCCUCUAAUAAACAAUCAGACGUUCGGCAGACUUUCAACUAAGUUAUCAUACACAGCUACACCCGAGUUAUAUUUGUCGACCAUUCCCGGAUCAUCUCCUAACUUAAACAAUCCUGAUGAAACAAUACAACUUGUGUUUGGAAAAUGAAACUCAUUUAAUGCAAGAAGAAUGUACAUCUUACAAAAAUCCUCUGCAUCUGUUCAACAAAGUUCAUAAACUUUGUGAACAAUAUCAUCUAACCAACCAACAGCUUAAUUGUGAAUGAAAUUGAAUGUAGUUGCUGUCAAGUGAGAUGUUCUUGUGAAGUACGUGGCUGCCAAAAUUGGAUGAAAUGAGAUGGUGCAGCUGCUGUGGAGAGAUACCAUGCUGAAAUUAAAGUGCUGCUGUGAACCUGACUUGUUGCUGCCACACUGGAUUUAAAGCAUGAGCUCCAUGUUAGAGCUGAACUGGAUGUUGACUUGGACAAUUGGCAGCUGGCGUGUGAGGAUCUCUAAUAGACACAAGCCGACUCAGAAUUAAAAGACAACUGGAAAGAACUGUGAGAAGGAGCUGGAACGUGACAAUGGAAUACACCAAAGCCUGAUGCACUUACCAUAAGUGUCUUAGACCGUUAAUUAGGAAGUUACAUAUAUAGGCUAGAAUAAGAACUUAGAAAACACACUACGCUACAGAACUUUAGACACUUUUUUCAUUUCUGAAAUUUGACAGUUUUCAUAGGUUAGGGGUUUUUCUCUCUGGAGUUCUUCAUCUCCUAGACUACAAAGUGAGCAUGGAUGUGAAGGAUCUUUGGAGUAGCUGAACCUGUUUUCAAUUCCAGCUUUGACGUCUCUUAUAUUCUAUUUUCAAUUCAAUACAUUUUCACCGGUCAAUUUCAUCUCUUCUCUUCUUUUUCUAUGUUU
Molecule: messenger RNA, 3200 nt
Organism: Vigna unguiculata (cowpea)
Lineage: Eukaryota; Viridiplantae; Streptophyta; Magnoliopsida; Fabales; Fabaceae
Biological process (GO): RNA processing; mitochondrion organization
Cellular component (GO): mitochondrion
Molecular function (GO): mRNA binding; protein binding
Source: RefSeq, a predicted model, not a curated record